Molecule: messenger RNA, 3230 nt
Organism: Choloepus didactylus (southern two-toed sloth)
Lineage: Eukaryota; Metazoa; Chordata; Mammalia; Pilosa; Megalonychidae
Gene: STRBP
Product: spermatid perinuclear RNA binding protein
Exons: 18
Coding region: 317-2335 (672 amino acids)
Cellular component (GO): precatalytic spliceosome
Molecular function (GO): single-stranded RNA binding; double-stranded RNA binding
Source: RefSeq, a predicted model, not a curated record
AAGCGGAGACCCGAGCGGCGAGCGCCACCAGGGCAGCAGCCGCCGCAGCCGCCGUCGCUGGGCUGAGGAGUCGGAGACGCGGGCGGACGAGGUGGCGGCGGCGGCGGAGCGGGAGCUGGGACCGGGCACGGGCAGAGCGCGGCGGCGCGGGUAUAUUCCAGAGAACAGGUCUUCAAACAUCUUUGCCGUAUUGACUCUGAGCUGUCAGGGGACUCAGGCUUAUGAGGAGGUUCUGUCACACAAAACAGUGUCUAGUGAAGACGACAAGAAAGAGGGGAAAGGAUAGGAAAAAGAAGCUAAAGUACUAUAGAAAACCAUGAGAUCUAUUCGAUCUUUUGCCAAUGAUGACCGCCAUGUUAUGGUGAAACAUUCAAUGAUCUAUCCAUCUCCAGAGGAACUUGAAGCUGUUCAGAAUAUGGUGUCUACUGUUGAAUGUGCUCUUAAACAUGUCUCAGAUUGGUUGGAUGAAACAAAUAAAGGCACAAAAACAGAGGGUGAGACGGAAGUGAAGAAAGAUGAGGCCGUAGAAAACUACUCCAAGGAUCAAGGUGGUCGGACAUUGUGUGGUGUAAUGAGGAUUGGCCUGGUUGCAAAAGGCUUGCUGAUUAAAGAUGAUAUGGACUUGGAGCUGGUUUUAAUGUGCAAAGACAAACCCACAGAGACCCUGUUAAACACAGUCAAAGAUAAUCUUCCAAUUCAGAUUCAGAAACUCACAGAAGAGAAAUACCAAGUGGAGCAAUGUGUAAAUGAGGCAUCUAUCAUAAUUCAGAAUAUAAAGGAACCCACGCUAACUUUGAAGGUGAUACUUACUUCCCCUCUAAUUAGGGACGAAUUGGAGAAGAAAGAUGGAGAAAAUGUUGCGAUGAAAGAUCCUCCGGAUUUAUUGGACAGGCAGAAAUGCCUGAACGCCUUGGCAUCGCUCCGACAUGCCAAAUGGUUUCAGGCAAGGGCAAAUGGAUUAAAAUCAUGUGUAAUUGUCCUGCGUAUUCUGCGUGAUUUGUGCAACAGAGUUCCCACGUGGGCACCAUUAAAAGGAUGGCCACUAGAGCUUAUAUGUGAAAAGUCUAUAGGUACUUGUAAUAGACCUUUGGGCGCUGGGGAGGCCUUGAGACGAGUAAUGGAGUGUUUGGCAUCUGGAAUACUACUUCCUGGGGGUCCUGGUCUUCAUGAUCCUUGUGAGCGAGACCCAACAGAUGCUCUGAGCUAUAUGACCGUUCAACAAAAAGAAGAUAUUACCCACAGUGCACAGCAUGCACUCAGACUAUCAGCCUUUGGCCAGAUUUAUAAAGUUUUGGAGAUGGACCCCCUUCCAUCCAGUAAGCCUUUUCAGAAAUAUUCCUGGUCAGUUACUGAUAAAGAAGGUGCUGGGUCUUCAGCUUUAAAGAGGCCAUUUGAAGAUGGAUUAGGGGAUGAUAAAGAUCCCAGUAAGAAGAUGAAACGAAACUUAAGGAAAAUUCUAGACAGUAAAGCAAUAGACCUUAUGAAUGCACUAAUGAGGCUAAAUCAGAUCCGGCCUGGGCUUCAGUAUAAGCUUUUAUCUCAGUCUGGCCCUGUUCAUGCCCCAGUUUUCACAAUGUCAGUAGAUGUGGAUGGCACAACAUACGAAGCCUCAGGACCAUCCAAGAAAACAGCAAAACUUCACGUAGCAGUGAAGGUAUUGCAGGCAAUGGGAUACCCAACGGGCUUUGAUGCAGAUAUUGAAUGUAUGAGUUCCGAUGAAAAAUCAGAUAAUGAAGGCAAAAAUGAAAUAGUGUCUUCAAACUCAAGCAAUAAUACUGGAAAUUCCACAACUGAAACCUCCAGUACCUUAGAGGUAAGAACUCAGGGCCCUAUUCUCACAGCAAGUGGCAAAAAUCCUGUAAUGGAGCUUAAUGAAAAAAGAAGAGGUCUUAAGUAUGAACUCAUCUCGGAGACUGGUGGAAGCCAUGACAAACGCUUUGUAAUGGAGGUAGAAGUAGAUGGACAGAAAUUCAGAGGUGCAGGUCCAAAUAAGAAAGUGGCAAAGGCAAGCGCAGCUUUAGCUGCUCUGGAGAAGCUGUUUUCUGGACCCAAUGCAGCAAAUAAUAAGAAAAAGAAGAUUAUCCCUCAGGCAAAGGGUGCUGUGAACACAGCUGUGUCUGCAGCAGUGCAAGCUGUUCGGGGCAGAGGAAGAGGAACUCUAACACGGGGAGCUUUUGUUGGGGCCACAGCUGCUCCUGGCUACAUAGCUCCAGGCUACGGAACACCUUAUGGUUUACAGCACAGCUGCCCUGCCUAUGGUUUACCCAAGAGAAUGGUUCUGUUGCCCGUUAUGAAAUUCCCAACAUAUCCUGUUCCCCACUACUCAUUCUUUUAGCCAAUGACAGAAGCUAAUUCCUAUUGAACAACUAUACAGUACAAUACAGAAUGUUAGAGAAAAAGCCUUUUUAUCCUGCUUUCUUUGAACACAUACUUGAUCAAAAUUAUUUGUAAAGAACAUCUUUCCUACUUUUUGAUUUUAACAAAUGCAAAUUUAGUUCUCUAAAACUUGAAAACAAAACAAAAAAAAGAAACCAGUUCUGUGAAACGGUACCUCAUUUCUGGAAAAUUACUUACACCAGCCCUUCUGUUCUAAGGAAAUAAAAGUCUAGCAGUUCCAAGUUUAAGUUUUAAGAGAAGUAUCAGAUUAUGUAAAGUUAAAUUUGUGAAGGAUGUAUAGAGUCUCAAACACUGAUCACAAAUAAACUGCUUUGUUGUAACACAGAGUACUGCCUGGUUCCUGAUGCAGUCACUGAUUCUUAGCAGACUGAUAUGUAUAUGCCCAGGGCACUUUAAUUUGGGCUGUAGUUAUUUUUUUUAAUACUAUAGAGACUUUUCAUUUCAAGUUUAACUUUGUAAAUAUUGAAGUGUGUAAUUAAAGCCAAUAAAAUAUGGGUUUGAAUAUUGUUUUAGCUUAUUAUUUUUGAUAUGUUUUGGUAUCAAAUUACAAGGAAUUGAAAACUAAUUACAACUUAGUCCUAGAAACCCCUUCAUUUGAUGCAAACUGCUAAAACAAAGCAAAGAUGAUUGUUAGCUUGGGCCAGUGUACUUACUUUGUAAGCCCUUGGUACUUCUGUUGGACAAGGGCAUCCCCAUAAAAAAGGUUACCUUCUGUUUUCAGAGUGCUGCUUAUUAAAAUGAUGGCAUUACCCAGAGAUGGGGAAGGAGGAAUGUGAUUAUUUUAGUUUCUGAAUUUCCAAGUUUUAAAAAAUAAUAAAUUAAUCGAUCAAUCA